AUGUUGGGCUAUGGUCCGAGUAAUCAGCAAAUGCUUAAGUCAAUAAGGCCGCCGAACGGAUAUUUGGAAGAGCAAAUAGCUUCAAAAAUAAAUGAAAUUAAAGCAGGGAGUUCACUCGAUGACUCCAUGUAUCGAGAUUAUGAAGACAUUCCUACCAGCUUUGGUCUCAAAAGGUUGUGGGGAAAAUGGCGCCGAAGGAGGACAUCCACGAGACCGCCAACAACCCGUGAUCCAUUCUCCCGACCUACGAUUCCAUCAUCAACAUUAGAUCCUUCAAAAUCCACUGCUAUUCCAACUUCAACAGGAAUGCCAACGACAUCCACAGCGAUUCCGACAUCUCAGGAUACCACAACACAGACACCGACAACAUCCACAGCGAUUCCGACAUCUCAGGAUACCACAACACAGACACCGACAACAUCCACAGCGAUUCCGACAUCUCAGGCUACCACAACACAGACACCGACAACAUCCACAGCGAUUCCGACAUCUCAGGAUACCACAACACAGACACCGACAACAUCCACAGCGAUUCCGACCUCACCGACACCUUAA
Molecule: messenger RNA, 555 nt
Organism: Drosophila eugracilis
Lineage: Eukaryota; Metazoa; Arthropoda; Insecta; Diptera; Drosophilidae
Product: integumentary mucin C.1-like
Exons: 2
Coding region: 1-555 (184 amino acids)
Source: RefSeq, a predicted model, not a curated record